This is a messenger RNA of Aspergillus mulundensis, 543 nucleotides long. RefSeq lists its product as uncharacterized. The transcript has 2 exons. NCBI's taxonomy places the organism in Eukaryota, Fungi, Ascomycota, Eurotiomycetes, Eurotiales, Aspergillaceae. The record is from RefSeq and is a predicted model, not a curated record. Bases 1 to 543 code for a protein of 180 amino acids.
AUGGUCGCCCCGGAACUCUUCUGGCCUUUGGAUCCCCCGGCUAAUUACCGCCCGUCGUGGCCCCGCCUCACGUCCGUCAUCAUCGACUACGUCAACUAUACUGCGUCCGGCCGGUACUUAUUCGACCCGGACCCGGAGUGGUACGAGCUAGAUCCGACUUGGGGGAGACGCGAUGCUCCCCGGAUCAAGCCCGUGCAUGGGCUUCUCAAUGAUCUAUAUCGGGCUGCGGGGAGAGCUGCGCAGUACAUGCCGAAGCUUGAACUGAUGCUUUUGGAGUCAGACAUUUGGAAUCAGCCGGAUACAGUUGAUGAAUACGGUGAGCGUAAGUCGCCGGGUCAUUUGUUUAUAUAUCGGAGGGAUAGGGCGUAUGUGUUGUGGGCUAGCUCGAGCGAGUUUGAGAUCGAUCCUAAUGUGAGAGAGGUUUGGGAGGAGGUUGCGAGAAAACAUGGGAUUCCGCAGUGCUUAAUCCUGAAUCAGCGGCAAGAUCAGGUUUCAGUUCACCCAAACUACUUUGAUGGCGCUGGAAUUGCCGGGGCAGGAUGA